CCACCAAUACCUUCAAAGAAAACGUCAUCGGAUAAAACCAGACCAUCUUUUGAAUUGUCAAUGUCAAGAUCUCCAUCAAGAGAGUCGAGAUCCUUAACACCCUGCUAGUCGUGUGCUAGUUCCUUGAGCUUCAGCAGAGAAAGUUCUGUUAAUAGGUCUGAUAGGUCAAGAAGUAGAAGUCCGGUAAGGUCUUCACAUUGAUCAAGAAGAUCCUCAAAGUCGGAGAUGUCAAGGUCAAGAAGUUCAAUAAGGACAUCAAAUGUAUCAAGAAUUUCAAGAUCAAGAACCCCUAAAAGGUCAUUGAACAGGUCAAGGUCAAUGAGUCCUGAGAGGUCACGAAUAUCAAGGUCAAAAUCUUAUAAUAGGUCUAGAAGCUGUGAAAGGUCAGUAAGUAGAUCUAGAUACUACAAGUCUACAUGUUAUGAGAGGUCAAUUGCAAGAUCAAGAGACAUUGAAAGGUCAAGAAACAGAAACCAAAAAGAAACCAGCCUACCAACGCUCCAACGAGCUUCUCAAAGAAAAGUACAGCAUUCAACAGACAUAUUUCCUAUGACGGAAGAAAGAUUUCAAAUAAGGGUCCUCUACCUUUUAGUGGAGAUAAGAGACACAUUAAAUUAUAGCAGAACAGCAAUAUCUUCCACUGAGGUGGAAGACAUUGAACUGGAUAUCAUAAAUUCGGACGAAGCAUUUACAUGUAAUAACUUGGAAGACAAACUUUACAUGUCUGAAGAGAAUCAAGUAACUACUGAAAGGUACCAAAUGAAGAAGUCAAUGCUGAGAACCAUAACAUACUCAUACAUGGCAGGAAUGAACAUGAAGGGCAAAUGGGGACAAAGGGCAUUUGCUUCCUCACUACUAUACCAGCUUAUCAAAGAUGCCGUAUUAUCCUCCCAUAAGGAGUAUACAGAGUCAAAAUUUAAUGAGGACCUGGGAAAAUUCCUGAAGUAUGCUCCACAGCGAUUAGGAGGGGGGAGGAAGAAGAAGGACUGAAUAAUUGUUAGCUCUCCUUAGCUAAAAAGUGAGCUUUUUUAAUCACAUUUUGUUCGACGUCCAUCUGUCUAGCUGUCUGUAAACUACUAGUAUUCACAUUUUUGACU
Saccostrea cuccullata (small rock oyster) is the source of this 1097-nucleotide messenger RNA. RefSeq lists its product as uncharacterized. The record is from RefSeq and is a predicted model, not a curated record. Lineage: Eukaryota; Metazoa; Mollusca; Bivalvia; Ostreida; Ostreidae. Bases 226 to 990 code for a protein of 254 amino acids. The transcript has 7 exons.